Diversispora eburnea is the source of this 585-nucleotide messenger RNA. Lineage: Eukaryota; Fungi; Glomeromycota; Glomeromycetes; Diversisporales; Diversisporaceae. The record is from the annotation of a GenBank genome assembly.
AUGGCAUUGGGAUAUGCGAGCAUUAAUAACAAAAAUAAUAAAGAGGAAAUUUAUAUUUAUGACGGAUGGUCUGAUGGUCUUGGUCUUUCCAAUAAGCUAUAUAUUUUAAAUACUAUAAAUUUAUCAUGGAUAGAAGGUCCAGAUUCGUUGUGGGUCAAUCAAGGGAUUCAACUUAAAAAUCGAACUUACCAUUCAGCAGUAUUAAUUUUGAAUACUGGCUUUCAACCUUACAAGUGGUCAGUACCAAAACUUCUUGCACCUAAUAGUCAGCCGUCAUCAUUAUAUGGUCAUUCUGCUGACAUAGUUGGGAAUUAUAUGAUUAUAGCAUUUGAUUUUCAACCCGAAAGAAAUAUUGUUACUAAAACCGUAACAACAAUUUCUGCAGCAUCAACAACAAAUAUAGUAACAACAACAGUAAUUUCAAUAAUUACUGUGGUUCCUGAACCUUCUGAACCACCUGAAAAAUAUUUUAUAACAAAAGGAUGGGAAAUCGCUGAUGAUUCUAUCAUGCGUCCCUGUGAAGCAGAUAGAUGGGAUACUUGUUUUGAGGACGGUAAAGAAAAUUGGGAAGAUCAAAGUUUAUAG